UUCGCUCGCGACAGCGCUGUAGCCGCUACGCAGUACGCUUAGAAUUACGAAAAUAUGUGUGAAAAUUGCAGUUACAACAGUGUUUGUUGAUAAGUGUUGCAUUGUGACCAUAGUGUUCAAACUUUGUGUUAUGAAGUUUAGCUGACGGAGGUUGAAGGAAGUUCGGGUUUAUUUACCUCAUGGCGGGCUCCGGGGGGCUCGUGGAGUGGUCGGAGGGCGCUUCGGUGUGGUUCCAACCAGCCGGCGCCCCCGCACCUCUGCCCGGCGAACUGAUCGAAGUCCACCGCGCAGCACGCGUGCUGCUGGUCAGCGCCGUGGUCAAUGGACAGCCCCAAACUUUUGCUCUGCAAAUGGGGAACGGCGAAGAAGAGGGCGAUCCAGUAUGGCCACGGGAGGAGCUCGGACCCACCGGGGUCGAAGACAUGACUCGCCUCCAUGAUCUGCACGAGGCUGCGCUUCUUUGGAACCUUAAACUUAGAUACGAGCAAGGCCUUAUAUAUACAUAUGCGGGGUCUAUUCUAGUAGCCGUUAAUCCCUAUAGGCCUGUCGAUUCGUUGUAUGGAUUGCAAACAGCUAGAAGGUACCACGCAGCAGAGGCGUUAGGAGAUCUACCACCACAUCUUUUCGCAAUCGCAGCAGCCGCGCGUGCAUCUCUACCUCACCCGCAAGCUAUUCUAAUUUCUGGUGAAUCGGGCGCUGGAAAAACUGAAUCUACUAAAUUAGCUGUCCAAUUCCUGGCAGCUGUAGCUCCAGCACCGCCCGGUAGAGCUCCAGUCUCUGAGCAGAUUCUUGAAGCGGCGCCUUUGCUUGAAGCUUUUGGCAAUGCGAGAACGCCAAAAAAUCAUAACUCUAGUCGAUUUGGUAAAUUAUUAGAACUUUAUUUCAAAGAUGGCGCUUUGGCCGGUGCUAGAGUAGCACAUUAUUUGCUAGAAAAAUCUCGCAUCGUUACACAGUCACCCGGUGAACGGAACUACCACGUUUUCUACGAAUUGUUAGCGGGAUUAGAUGAGGAGCAGCGACGGUCGAGAGGCUUAUUGACAGCUGAACAUUAUUUCUAUUUAAAUCAGGGCGGUGAUUCUGGCGGUGCUGGCGCUGGUGCCGAUUGGUCCGCUUUGUGUGGAGCCAUGCAAGUUUUAGGAAUAGGUGAUUCUGAGAGAGAGGAUAUAAUUAAAGUUUUAGCUGCAGUUCUCCAUUUAGGCAACGUUUAUUUCCAUAGAAGACAGUUAAGGCACGGGCAGGAAGGUGUCCAAUUAGGUGGAGGUGCCGAAGUGCGCUGGGCGGCACAUUUACUUAAAGUACCUGCAGAAGAGCUAGCAAGAGCUCUCACGACAAGGGUAACAGCGGCCCGAGCGGAACGAAUGCGAUCUCCUCUGCCCAUUGAUCAGGCAUUAGAUGCCAGAGAUGCUUUCGCCAAAGCACUAUAUUCGUCAUUAUUUAGUUGGCUUGUCUUUCGAAUAAACUCGAUAGUCCAUCGUGCUGGAUUACACGACGCUCAACGAAUAUCUCUCCUCGAUAUCUUCGGUUUCGAAGACUUGGAAGAGAAUUCAUUCGAGCAACUUUGUAUAAACUUCGCCAACGAAACGCUGCAGCAUUAUUUUAAUAAGCACAUAUUUAAGCUGGAACAGCAAGAAUACCAAAAAGAAAGAUUGGAAUGGUCCAAUCUCACGUGGAAUGAUAACUCACCAGUUAUUCAACUGCUCAGCAAGAAACCGGUUGGUAUCUUACACUUAUUAGACGAUGAAAGCAACUUCCCGCGAGCAUCCGACGCCUCGUUUCUAGAAAAGUGCCAUUACAAUCAUGCUCUUAAUGAGCUGUAUUCUAGGCCGAGGUUAGGAGCUAAUGAAUUUGGGAUAAAACACUACGCCGGCCAAGUCUGGUACAAUGUCGAUGGUUUCCUGGAUAAAAACCGGGAUGCGCUACGCGCUGAUGUGUUAGAACUCUUGUGCAGCAGCGAAGUUCCUCUAGUAGCGGAAAUGUCGUCGCAACUUCGUGCUCAGCAUGAUGCCAAUAAGACUCUACCUCGAGGUGCUAAUGGACGCUUUGUGACCAUGAAGCCGAGAACUCCAACCGUUGCUGCAAGGUUCUCGGACAGCCUACACCAGCUGCUUGAAUCUAUGUCCCGAUGCAACCCCUGGUUUGUGCGCUGCAUUAAGCCCAAUACGGACAAGUCGCCCAUGAAGUUCGACAUGCCGUGUGUAUUGGCCCAGUUGAGGUAUACCGGUAUGCUGGAUACUAUCAAGAUCAGACAGAUGGGGUAUCCUAUACGAAUACCAUUCCAAGCCUUCGUUGAUAGAUAUAGGUACCUUUUGAAGGCGAUGCCGGCUCGUUCGACGCCCUAUAGAGAAAUAUGUAACUCCAUACUCGCCGAAAUGCCACCAACUGGGGCAGUGGGCGCAGACUUCCAGCUGGGAGCGGCGCGAGUGUUCGUGCGCGAAGCGCUACAUCGCGCGCUAGAACGUGCGCGUGCGGACAAGCUACGUGAUGCGGCCACACUGUUGCAGGCGCGCAUCAGGGGAUAUCUAACUAGGAAACAUUACGACCAAAUGCGCGAGUCGGCCGUUCGCAUCCAGUCGUGGUGGAAGGGCGCCCGCGAGCGGCGCCGCUUCGUGACGGUGCGGCGCGGCGUGGUGCGCGCGCAGGCGCUGGUGCGCGGGCGGCGCGCGCGGGCGCGGGCGCGCGCGCUGCGCGAGCACACGCGCCGCCGCCUCGAGGCCGUGCAGGCCGCCGCCAAACGUCGUGCAGCGGAACAGAAGGCUAAAGCUGAGAGCAUGCAGGUGUUGGAGGUGCCUGCCGAGUUAGCGUUCAUCUUGUCGAAGAUCGACGAGUGGCAGCCUCCUCAUACGGACAAGAAUAUCACGAAAGUUUCGGGUGACGUGUUCGCGGAAGAAGAGCGAAUCCAGCUGCCUGACUUACAGCAAUUCGCUUUUGCCAAAUUUAGCUCCGUGUAUUUCGCGGACGGCGGGCAACUCAGUCCGAAGAAACAUCCCAUCACUAAACCAUUCUUAUCAAAAGCGGCUGUUAGGGACCAAGAUUUCAACGACGCCGUGGCAAUAUUCAAACUCAUACUGAGAUGGUGCGACGAGUCGGCCGCUGGGAAUGAGGCGAGACAGAAGGUGCUGGCGGAUUACAUCGCGUCCCGUGGGCUGUGCUCGCGCGGGCUGCGCGAUGAGAUCCUCGUGCAGCUGGUCAACCAGGCCGCCGGGGACUCGCCCGCCGCCCCACGCGUGCUGCGUCUACUGGCACACUGCCUCGCCGCCUUCCAGCCCGGACCCGCGCUGCACAAGUACCUCGUGCGGCUGAUAUCGGAGCUGGCGACGGGUGCGGAGCGCUCGCGGCUGCUGCGCCUUCUGUGCGGAGGGGGCGUGGGCAGCGCGGGCUCGCGCCGGGCCCCCCCCACGCUACUGGAGUGGCGCGCGCAGCGGGAGCACGCGCGGCCCGCUCUGCCGCUCCGGCUGUACGACGAGUCCGUGCACACGGUGUGCGUGGAGCCGUGGACGACGUGCGAGCGCGCGGCGGCGGGCGCGCUGGCGGCCGCGGGCGUGGCGCGCGGCGCGCCGGGCUGGUCGCUCAGCCUGGAGCACCAGGGGCAGCUCACCGAGUGGGCCGGUUGCGAGUAUGCACUGGACGCGGUGGGCGAGGUCGAGACGUGGAGUGCGCUGUGGACGCCCCGUAGUGAGGCCCUGCGGGCCCCCGCCUCGCGUGCUGGUGCCCCGGCUACGCGAUCGGGCCCCCCUGCGCCACCACCUCGCGCACCCCCACCCCGCACGCCCGCAGCUGAUGACCGGCCCCAGGUCCCCCCGCCGGAACCUCCGAAAUCGCGUUCGCCGAGCAUCCAACGCAUGCUCCAAGACUCUAUCGAAGAAAACAUAUCGGAGUACAACUGGAAGAUGGAAAGAGACGAACCACGCACUUUACCUAAAAUCACCACAGAAUAUUCCAGAAAGAUAUCGCACGACAUACUCUCCCGAGAAUCGGCUUUGAACGAGCGCUACUUCGAGCAGCAAUCCGAUAAAGUUCGAAGCAGAUCGCUGGAUAAUCUCCUAGGCGAUAACCCUGCGCCUCAGCCCACUAAGUUCGCUGAUCUAGGGUUGUCACAAUCUCGUCUGAACGACCGCUACCACUCCGUGGAGCGGCUCGGAGGCGCGCCCAGUGUGUCGAGCAGCAAGGGCAUGGAGGCCGAGUACGGAGCCAGCCGCGGUCAGCAGUCGCGAUACAUCAAGUCGCAGUACGCAGGCAAACGGGCGCCGGCCGGCUCACAGUCCAGCAGGGCUUAUAUAGAAAAGAGCUCAGAAUUUGGAGGAGUGAGAUCAUCCGCAAUGUCCGACACAUCGGAAGCUCCGAGCUUGGCGUCCCACGUGCGGCGAGUACGCGUCCCAAGCCAGGCCUCCGACGUGGACCAGUUCCUGGACGACUUGUUUUCGCCCGUCCUGGAUCCCAACAUCGACGAGCUGUCUGACGCGCGCUCACUGGCCGCCAGCAUAAAGGGGGGCAGAGAUUACCGUGACUUCAUUGAUGACGUCCUUAGCUGCGCCUACACCGAACAGAUAGACACUCUGAACAGACUCGAGAGCAUGACGACGCUCAUCAAAGGUGGCGGCCAAGAAGAUAGUGGCAAAACGAGCAGAAAGGAAUCUAACGUAGACUCCAUGGAUGACUACAUUACGAAUCUUUUUGAUCCAAUAUUUAUGAACGACAGCUUAAAGAGAUUGACAGAUGGUGAGGGACUCUCUGGUGCCAUAAAAGGAGGUGGAGCGACGCCGAGAACUUCAGGCGCAAACACGUCCGCCCUCAGUUUCGGUGCUAUAUCUUUGCCGCCUUCGAUGCCAGCUAUGCCAGCGACUCCCGAAGCGCUGGCAGCGGCACUAGGAUUACAUUUACCUCCACCGGGCACUGUAGACAUUAACGCCUACCAUCAAAAUCUGCAGCGAGCAUUCCUUCAGAAUGCGAUGGCGCAGAACCUUCAAAUACAGCAGCAGUUACUGGCUCAAAAUCAAGCUCUACAAACUCUACUGGCCGGUCAGGUGGUCGAAUCGACUGAUUCUGCACCAACGUCACCUGUGCGAUCGUCAACGGUGGUACACGCACAAAUCCAUUCCCCUCCAAGAAAUUCCGUAAAAUCAAGACGCGAGUCAAAUGAAAGUACUUCUAUGGGAGCGCCGCCUCCGCCGCCGCCACCCAUGCCACCCCCGCUGCACGCCAUGGACCCGUCGGAGGCCCGGCCCUUUAUGGAUCCCUACGGACGUGCGAAAACCGUCCGAAUAGGAAAAUGGAGGUGGCCUCCGCCCAAGGACGCCGUCGGACAAGACACGCCACAAGACUUUACUAAGUUUAAAAUGCGCCAGAUACAACGGAGAAUCACACCACAAGCGCAAUCUAACGGCAUCGAACACGAGCCGCCUCGAGGGCGUUCGCGCUCGGAGGCCUCGCCCGGAAUUGACUGGGAGGAGUUCGAAGUGGACGGCCACUCCUCUUCCCCCAGGGAGCCCUCGACCCAGAGGACGGCUCGACGGAGUUUCGAAAUCGGUGCACAGAGACCAUCGCCCGGGAGCGUAGGAAAGCUCAAACUGAGCUCCGAAAUGAGACAACGGUUGGAACGUGUCACCGCCAACCACUCCGUCCGUAGCACGUCGUCGGCCGCAGAGACUCCGCGGACGAUCAACAAACUGGAGGACACGCGGAAACUGAUGCUCGAGCGACAACUGGGUGGCGCCGGCCGCUGGGAUGCACCACCACCCCCCCUGCCACCCGCGCCGCCCGGCCCCGCACCCCCGCCGCCCGUGGCGCCUCCCUCACCCCCCGACGACCCGGCCCCGCCGCCGCCCGCGCCCGACGCCUCUUCCACCUUCGCACAGCUACGACGAGACCGCGACACCUUCGGCGUGCACCAGAACAGGGAGGCCGACGACCGACACGCUUUUCUGGCUAACUGGAGUUCGAGACGAAAGGAGGACGAUGAAUCCGUUCAGGGCGAUGAUUUGGCAUCCCGUUUCUUGACCGCCGAUCGUCGGGAUCGAAGAGUGAAAGACGAUUGGGGGGAGGACUCGGAUAUCAGAAUUAGCUACGACGACGACAAAGGCCGAGUGGGAAGAGACGAAUGGGAUUCCGAAUCGACAAUGGACAACAGGCGAGAUAUGCGUGAUAUGCGUGAUAAUUAUUCCGGCAGAGAUGCAUCCGAAAUAUAUGAAAUACAUCCCACGAGGGCCGAGAGGAGGAAAGACGAUAACGACAUGGAAGAGAAUUAUGAACGCAAGCGUUCCUCUACUAUGUUCGACGAUUUCGAGCGAUACGACGCUAGAAAAAAUUCUCGAGAUAUGCUCAUGGGCCGAGCGAGAGAAAGUCCACGAUCCGAUAUCAUGUUUCCAUCGGACAACGCUGACACGCUAAAGAGAACCGAACGGCCGACGUUCAAAACCCACAUGGCACAAAAAGAAAGAGAUAGGAAGUUAGAAGCGGAGAGGCGACAAUCGGUCUCGACCCACGUCACGGAUAAAACCGAACACAUCGAACGUGACGCGCCGGCACCGGCGGUCCUGCUGCCGUCCGAUCGAGCGUUCCUCACAUACUCCCGCGUGCCGUGGAAGCUGCGCGUCCGCAAGGAGGUGUUCACGCCCCUGGAGACGUACAACGAGCCCGCCAUACUGGAACUGCUCUACGCGCAGAUCGUGCACGACGUGUCGAGCGGCGUGGCGUCGCUGCGGCUGAGCGCGGCGGAGCGGCGCGCGGGCGCGGCGUGGCUGCGCGCGCACGGCGCCGGCCGCCCGCCGCGCCGCCAGGCCGUGGACAUGGCGCGCGAGUGGCCGUUCUACUUCGCGCGCCUGUUCGCCGCGCGUCUGCCGCCCGGCGAGAGCGCCGUGUUGGCCGUGUCGCACGCUGCCGUCACCGUAGGGGUCAAAGGCGCGGGAGGGCUGGUGGUGCGGCGGUCGCUGCCGCUGGGCUCGCUGCGCGCGUCGGCGCCCACGCCGGGCACGCUGCAGCUGUCGCCGGCCCGCGACGCGCCGCUGACGCUGCACGUGCCGCUCGCGCACCACGCGCACGCGCUCAUCGCUGAGUUCGUGUUGCAACACUCGCAGAUUCAACCGAAACCGACAACGAAUGGCAUUACGAACAUGAAAGAAAAGGUAACGGAACGUGAAUCCAGAGACGCUCGAGAUUCAAGAGACGCUCGAGAUUCAAGAGAAUCUAGAGAAUCGAGGGAGUCGAGGGAGUCCAGGGAAUCGAGAGAGUCUAGGGAGUCGCGAGAGUCUAGAGAAUCACGGGAAUCUAGGGAAUCAAGAGACAUGAGAGAAAUUCGGGAGUCUAGAGAAGAAAUAGAAGUAGAAAUGCGAGACAGGAGAGCUCAGACUUCAUCACCGAUGCCACGUGAACGUGAAAGAGAAAGAGACAGAGAGAGGGAAAGAGAAAUGCGAGAGGAGAGAAGGGAUCAAUCAACUCCCCAACACGAUGGCCGUCAUCCUCUCUUACAAUUUGCCGUCGAUCAUUUUCGUCAAAGCCCUGAAUUAGAAAUCCUCAAAGCGGACUCCUCCCUGAAGAGCAAGGCCAAGCGCAACGAAUGGACGUGGAAGGCGCAGACGGACGUGGUGAAGUGGCAGGCCGCGCCGCUGCGCGCGCCGCUGCUGCGCCUGCCCGCCGCGCUGGCGCCGCCCGCGCUCGAGUGCUUCACGUGCGUGCGCGCCUACUGCGGCGACCUGCAGCCCGCCGAGCGCGCGCUGCACCAGGACCUCACCGAGGUCAAGUGCGUCUACACCGUGCUCAUGCACUGUCAUUCGGUACCGGAGCUGCGCGACGAGGUGUACUGUCAACUCAUGAAGCAGACCACGUCGAACAGAUCACCAGCCCAGGACUCGUGCCAGCGCGCAUGGCGUCUCAUGUCCAUCCUCGCUUCAUACUUCACGUGUUCGGAAACUUUAAGACCUUUCCUAGUGGAAUACCUAUCGGCGGCGGCGGCGGACAGACGGCGACCUUGCCAGGGAACGGCGGCGGUCUGCCUCGCCAACUUCCGGAAGACACUCCGCUGUGGCGGGAGGAAGAACGUGCCCAGUGUCGAAGAGGUGACGGCAGUGUCCGCCGGUCGGUCGGCCCGCCGGCAGCUGUACCGGUUGCCGGGAGGCGCCGAGCGCGUCGUGAACACUCGCUGCGCCACCGUCGUGCAGGACAUCGUCAACGAACUCUGCGAGCUGAUCGGAGUGACGAGCGAGGCGGAGCGUGCGGAGUUCUCUCUGUACUGCAUCGUGGCGGGCGACGCCCUGACCAUGCCGCUGGCGGGCGACGAGUACGUGCUGGACGUGACCACCGAGCUGCAGCGCGCGCACCACCCCUUCUACCUCAUCUUCUGCCGCUCCGUGUGGCACCACCCACUGCGAGCCGACGCGCCGCCGCUCUACACCGAGGUGCUCUUCAAUCAGGUGGCUCCCGAUUACUUAGAGGGAUUGCUACUGGUGCUGCCCGGAGGCGGAGCGCCGGCAGCGGGAGUACUCCGUGACGCCGCUCUCGUGGCAGCCCUACUGCAUCGUGCAGCAGGAUUGCCGGACGCCCCUCACCCGAGGGACCUCAAGUUCCUUCUCCCGAAGCCCCUGCUGGCCCUGAGAGAACCCCGCCCGGCGAAGUGGGCCUCCUGGGUCUCCGCCGAGUGGCCGAAUGUCCGGACGCAGACCCCGGCCGCCGCUAAAUCCAAAGUGCUACAAGUGCUGUCCCGCUGGGCGCUGUUCGGGUCGUCGUUCUUCGCGGUGCGGCGCGUGGGCGGCGCGGGCGAGUGGCGCGAGCACGUGCUGGCGCUCAACCGGCGCGGCGUGCACCUGCUGCACCCCGCCACGCACGACACCGACGCGCACUGGCCCUACGCCGAGCUCAUCUCCACCAGGAAGGUGCGGUCGGAGGACGGCACUCUGUUCCUGGACGUGAAGUGCGGCUCGCUGCUGCAGCAGCGCGUGACGCGCCUGCAGGCGGAGCAGGCGCACGAGGUGGCGCGACUCAUCCGGCAGUACAUCGCGCUGCAGCGGGACCAGCGCGACACGCGCGACAGGCACUCGCCUGUUUUCAACGGCCAGUGAGCGACUACAAUAUUUAAACGGACUCAAAAGUUAAAUAUAUGGAAGUGACAUAAUCAUACUGAUUAAUACCUCAAAAAUCCGUCCUUAGAUCUGAGUGUUAUAAACGUACUUAAAAUUUAAUAAUAUUAACUCUAUGUAAGAUUAAAAUGAGAAUAGGACGAUCGGAUAAACUUUUGCAAUACUUUGAGUAAAGUUGCAAAAAAUUCUAUUUUCAUUUUAGUCCCCACUUUGAGAUGUCGUCCAAUGAUAUUAGGAAGUUAAGCUCUAAGAAGGAAUUGAUUUAUAAAAAGUUUGGGGCCAUUUGUAUAAUACCUUCGACUAAUAAUAUAUUCAAUUUGUACUUACAAUUAUACAUAUUUCGCACGCAUGAUGCGAGUCAAAAUAAGGUUUACUUCAAUAGCGUCCAAUAGUGUUGCUAGCCAGAUUAUUUUUAUAUAGCAACACCAAGUAUUGUAUCACUAUUGGGCGUAGACUUUAUUUUUAUACCGCGAAAAUAAAUAACGUACCUAAAUAACCAUUAUAUUUAAACAUUCCAAUGGAAAAAUAUAUUGUAAGUUGUAAUUAACAAAAACUUAUUGUUUAUGGAAUUUAUACUUUAUUAUAGAUUGCGUUGUUAUUUCCAUCAACAAAACUAGUUAUCCCUUGUAGUAUAUUUGGUAUUAUUACCAAUGAUUAUUAUUCUAGUGUCUUCCUUUGUAUUUGGAAAAAGGUGCUAUAUCUAGUUAAAAUCGUGACCAGGGGAAGUUUAUUAAAAUGAAACUCAAUCCAGUUAAUUAUAAAUUAAUAUAAUAUUAUUGCAUGUUUGGUUAGUACGUAUAUAAAGUAUUUAUUUAAACGAUUUCAAUAUAAUUCUAUACACAUGAAGCGUGCCCCUGGUUUAUUUAAAAUUAAAUACAUAAUUAUAUAAUUUAUGAAUUAAGGUAUUCUUAUGAAAUUUUCCAAAGACCGUAACGGUCGGAGUCACGAUUAUUUGAUUAUAAAUGAGUUAUUUCGUUGUCAUGUAAUAUAUUUAAUUAAAACGAUGUAUGAAUAUAAUGUAGAUACCAAUAAAGUUUUAUU
Molecule: messenger RNA, 10106 nt
Organism: Vanessa atalanta (red admiral)
Lineage: Eukaryota; Metazoa; Arthropoda; Insecta; Lepidoptera; Nymphalidae
Gene: Myo10A
Product: unconventional myosin-XV
Exons: 32
Coding region: 180-9047 (2955 amino acids)
Cellular component (GO): myosin complex; cytoskeleton
Molecular function (GO): ATP binding; protein binding; cytoskeletal motor activity
Source: RefSeq, a predicted model, not a curated record